Musca domestica (house fly) is the source of this 1187-nucleotide messenger RNA. RefSeq lists its product as uncharacterized. Bases 130 to 1083 code for a protein of 317 amino acids. The transcript has 2 exons. Lineage: Eukaryota; Metazoa; Arthropoda; Insecta; Diptera; Muscidae. The record is from RefSeq and is a predicted model, not a curated record.
GAAAAGUUUUGGUAUAAAACUGUUUGUUUGGCUGGUAUUUGGUAUCAGUAGUUCAUCAACAACUGUCUUAGAGAGAACAGAUUUUUCGUCCUUAAGUUUAGAGGGAAGGAUUUUAAAUUAAGCCUGAGCAUGAAUUCUUUUGUGUUAUUUGCCUGCGCUACGGUGCUUUUAAGCUGUGCCAAUGCCCGUCCGGAUCUGAGCCUGGGCUAUCGUUACAAUCAAGGCCAUAGCAGUGGAGGCGGCUCAUUUUUGCGUGCCCCCGGCGGCGUUUCGUCCUCCUAUAGCCCCACCGCCUCCGGUAAUGCCUAUUUUGCCUCCCAACCAUCGGUGGGACAAUUCGGAAACUCUGGAUUUGCUCCAUCCUUUGGCAGCUUUGGUGUUGGCGGAGGCAGUGUUGGUGGCGGCUCCGUCGGUGGUUCCUUUGGCAAUUCACAAUACAAUUCCGGCUCAUCCUUCUCUCAAAAUUCCGCUGUAAAUGUUGAAGAACAACAGGCAUUCCUAGGCCAUUUACAAAAUCAUCAAGCUCCGUUGGUGACCAAACAUUUCUAUCUGCACACCGCUCCCGUCGACAGUGAUGAACAACAAAUUGUACGCUAUGUCAACAUUGGUCGCCCACAGAAGAACUAUCGUGUUGUCUUCAUUGAUGCACCCUCGAACACCCACAACAAGGCUAAGAUUAUUGCCAAUGUUGCACCCACCGAAGAGAAGACCGCAAUUUAUGUACUCUCCAAGAAGAACAAUGCUUUGGAUGUCAGCGCUGAAGUUGUCACCCCAGCUCCAGUUAAUAACAAACCCGAGGUGUUCUUCAUCAAAUACAAGACACCCGAGGAGGCCAUUCAUGCCCAACAUACCAUUCAAGCUCAGUAUGAUGCUCUGGGCGGUAGCUCAGAUGUCAGCAAUGAGGGACCCAUUCCAGUUUCAUCGGUAAUUGGCAGUUUGGGUGGUGGUUCUGAGGGGGAUGAUGGUAGCGCCGGUUCCCAGUUGGUGGAUGGUGACAAUGGUAGUCAAUAUGUUGGUCCCGUUCAAGUUGCCCACACCGGCACCAAUACUCAACAAACUUAUUUGCCAGCCAAUCAUAAAUAAGUUUGCAUUUUGAGGUGAUAUUGAAUUGAUAAUUAAUUUGCUUUUUAUUUUUUCGAGAAAUAUUUGUGGUGUUUGUUGUUAAAUUGAUAUUUUUGUAAUGUUGU